CUGAAGCGAAAAGUGAAAGUGGUGACGUCAUUUGCGAAAAGCAGCAAAAAUGACAUCUGCGCAGAUGGACGUGGAGAAGUAUUUGUCGCGCAUUGGGUUUGCGGGCCCUGUAGCAGCGCCAAACCUGGACGUGCUUCGGUCAGUUCACAUAAGUCACCUGCUGUCAGUACCUUUCGAAGACCUGACGCAACACAGCGGCGGCCGAGUACAACUUGAACUUCCUCUGCUGUACAACAAGGUAGUCAACCAGCGGCGAGGCGGUUUCUGCUAUGAGAAUAACAGUCUCUUGUCCUGGUUACUGUCCGAGCUGGGCUUCCAGGUCACUCUGCUGUCCGGUCAGGUGAAGAAUUUCAUUACGGGCUGCUAUGGGCCACCUUUUGAUCAUCUGAUCGUAAUGGUGAGCCUUGACGGGCAGCGGUGGCUGUGCGACGUCGGAUUCGGCUCUUCAGGUUUCAGUGCGCCCCUUUCACUGGAGACCAGUGGCCCACAGGUGCAGGGCCACCGAGUGUACCGUAUCAGAAAAGAAACGGGGAUGUACUUUUUGGAGUGGCAAAAGGAGGAAAACAGGGGUCUAGAUGGAGAAUGGACAAACAUCUACAAGUUCACGCUUGAAUCCAGGUGUUUGGAGGACUUUACUGAGAUGUGCCAGUACCACCAGACCUCUCCCCACUCCAUCUUCUUCUGCAAGUCCCUCUGCACCAUUUUAAAACCAAAUGGCAGGCUCGCCUAUAUUGGCCACAGACUGAUCACCACCACAUUCCCUACUGUGGAAGCAGAGGGCAGGGUGGAAACCACAAUCAGGGAACUUGAAGAUGAGGAAAUUCCUGGUGUUCUAGCAGAGAAAUUUGGAAUUGUGCUCAAAUCUCCACUCAUACCAAAGGAUGAGGCGAUAACACCAUCCCCAGUCAUGUACUGACCUCUUUCACCUCAGAGACAAAACUCUGUGUAAAUGGAUCAAUAUUUUCUCUGUGAUGACUGCAGCCUUUGACUUAUGCAUGUAAUACACAAGGAUUUUAAAGUAGCUGGAAAAUGCUUAUUGUGUCAGGCUUCAAAAUAACCUGUAACUUUGCACUUCAAUCCCAUUGUCUACCCAAAUUAUUCAUUAAACAACAAUUACAUAUAGGGAUGCACUGAAUGAUACCACCUCUUCUUCAGAGUAUGAGUACUAACACCAGAAUACUGGCUGAUAGCAAGUAUCUAUACAAGGGCUUACUGCAGUGUUUCUAUUAUAAAUAUUAUAGCGCUGGGGGUGGAAUGACACUUGCCAGGAUCCCCCAGAAUGCGCUCUACAAAGCUAUGGGUUCGAUGGAUUGUUAAGUGUGUUCUGCUGUUGGUCCUGUUGCACUGUGUGUGUGUGUGUGUG
This is a messenger RNA of Monopterus albus (swamp eel), 1363 nucleotides long. Its product is annotated as arylamine N-acetyltransferase, pineal gland isozyme NAT-10-like. The transcript has a single exon. The record is from RefSeq and is a predicted model, not a curated record. NCBI's taxonomy places the organism in Eukaryota, Metazoa, Chordata, Actinopteri, Synbranchiformes, Synbranchidae. The coding region runs from base 50 to 916 and encodes 288 amino acids. Gene Ontology annotation, molecular function: arylamine N-acetyltransferase activity.